UAACCGGAUGCGGAUGUUGACAUUUAUCUUCUAAACAGCACUACUCGCUUUUCUUUGACGGCCAGCUGGCGGCUAAAGGUCCAUCAUUAAAGCAACAUAAAACUACCAAAUAUUUUCCUGUAUAACAAGAAGAAAAAAUACACCAACUCAACGGCCGAAAGUGACCCGACGUCUUUCCUACUUCGCUUGUUAUCGGACUGUCGUUUACCGGCCAAGCUGGGUAGCUAGCUACUGUAGCUGGCUAUGCGCAUCAAAAACUGGCUAACGAAAGAAGAGAGCUGUCUAAUGAGGAGGAUAUAACAACAGUCUAUCUUGUUUCAUGGAUAUAAUCCGAAUUGUUCCAGGAAAAGACCGAUAGCUAGCGGCAUUAGCUAGCUGGCGCUUCUCUGUGGGGCUAUUGUUUGUCGAUAGCGACGGUAACGUUAAAGGUUAUAGCCAGUUAACGUUACUGUUGUGAUAAUAUAUAGAAAUUAACUAAAUAUAUAUAUAUAUAUAUAUAUAUAUAUAUAUAAUGAUUAGAUUAUUUGUUAGUCUAAGCAGAAAGCGAGAUAAUUUACCUAUUCAGCUUGCCAGUAUUCCUGGCAGUAGGCUUUUAUAGUGUCUGCUAACUCAAAAAGUCACGGGUGUCAAGAAACGUUAAUAAGGAACGACAGUUUGUUUUGAUUGGCUUGAGGAAUAACGUUAUUCUGUCAGUAUUUAGUAAUGUGAUUGCCGGUUCGUUAGGAAACGUUAGACAGCGGGGAUUAGCAGUAUGUGAAUCAUGUUUUGUGUUGACUGAAGCUUUGCCAACGUGUUACACGCUGCUGUAGGUCCCGGUGUCGUGUGUGACCAGCAGGUGAACAUGGUUCUAAGGAACUGGACUCUCAGUCAAGGAAGGAGCAUGUGUUAACGGCUUGAUAGAACUUUGCUGUCGUGGAAAAAGUCAUACUUGAGUAAAGUAAGGAUACCUUCAUAGAAAAUGACAGAGUAAAAGUUGGUCACCCAGCAAAAUAAUACUUGAGUAAAAGUCUAAAUAGUUGGUUUUAAAUAUACUUAAGAAUCAAAAGUUAAAAUAUAAAUAAUUUCACGUUCCUUAUAAUAAGCAAACCAGGGGCAUACUAAAACACUCUGACAUAAUUUACAAACUUUGUGUUUAGUGAGUCUGCCAGAUCAGAGGCAGUAGGGAUGGCCAGGGAUGUUCUCUUGAUAAGUGUGUGAAUUGGACACUUUUCCUGUCCUUUUGGGUGUCAGUGAAAAUCUAUGGAGUAAAAAGUACAUUAUUGUCUUUAGGAAUGUAGUGAAGUAAAAAGUAUUAAUAGUAAAGUACAGAUACCUCCCAAAACGAGUUAAGUACUUUACACUACUGGAGCUUGGUCUUCGAUUAUGAGACGCAUCCUAUGACAGAUCACUAUCAGUUUACAUAAUAGCUACAGCAUUCCUGCAAAUGGUCAAAUAUAUAGAUUGCUUGUUAUGUUAGCCUGACUUUGGAUUUUAGAUACCGUUGUUUGUCCAACCCCUUGUCACACCUCAACCAUUACUUGGAUUUGUACUGUAUGACAUUGGAGAGGACAAGUGAGUCAUAGAUGGUGUCUAAAUUGGCAUCAACAAGCUGAUUAGUAACAGUAUUGUGGGCCUAAUAAACAGCACUGCCUCAAUGUGGUAUUGGGAUGCAUUCAUUAGCCAUUGGACCAGACAGUAACUGGGCCUGAAGUAUCCCCUGGUUCUGAAUAUGUGCACAUGAGAUCUGAGUGUGUUUGUGUUUAUCAGAGACUUUUGGUGUCUAGGCCUAUAUUAAUGUGAUGAUAGGUUAUAGUUGUACUUGACUGAGAGAGCUAGGUUGUAGGUAUGUGGACGGUGUUGUGGUUUCACCCUGCAACAAUGUCGACCCUAUUGUUGCUGCUAUUGCUGAGCAACUUAUGCAGGCUGGGACAGUCUAUGUCACGAGAGGAGAAGCUCAAGCUGAGGAACCAAGUGGUUGAGAUGUUUGACCAUGCUUAUUCCAAUUAUAUGGACCAUGCGUACCCAGCAGAUGAGCUGAUGCCUCUGACGUGUCGGGGGAGGGUGCGUGGGCUGGAGCCCAGUCGGGGAGACGUGGACGACGCACUGGGGAAGUUCUCUCUCACCCUCAUCGAUACCUUGGACACUCUAGUGCUCUUAAACAAGACGACAGAGUUUGAAGAAGCAGUGCGGAGAGUGUUGACAGAUGUGCGACUGGACAAUGACAUCGUGGUGUCUGUCUUUGAGACCAACAUCCGUGUGCUGGGAGGGCUGCUAGGGGGCCACUCCAUGGCGGUGAUGCUGAAGGAUACAGGGUAUCACAUGCAGUGGUACCAGGAUGAGCUGCUCCACAUGGCCAAAGACUUGGGUCUCAGACUCCUGCCUGCCUUCAACACCAGCAGUGGCCUGCCUUACCCCAGGGUAAACUUGAAGCAUGGCAUCAGGGGUCCUGAGAGUCGGACGGGCACAGAGACGGACACCUGUACAGCUUGUGCUGGCACAAUUAUCCUGGAGUUCGCUGCCUUGAGUCGCUUCACUGGGGACCCUGUGUUUGAGGUCCAUGCACGGAGAGCCCUCGACUUCCUGUGGGAGAAGAGGCAGAGGAAUAGCAACCUGGUAGGAACAACCAUCAACAUCCACUCAGGAGAGUGGGUCCGCAGGGACAGCGGAGUGGGAGCAGGGAUUGACUCGUAUUAUGAGUACCUGCUGAAGGCCUAUAUUCUCCUGGGAGAUGACCUGUUUCUGCAGCGCUUCAACAUUCACUAUGCGUCUAUAAUGAAGUACAUCAGCCAGCCUCCUCUCCUGCUGGACGUUCACAUCCACAAGCCUCUGCUGCCUGCUCGCACCUGGAUGGACUCCCUCCUGGCCUUCUUCCCUGGGCUGCAGGUGUUGAAGGGAGAUAUCCGGCCGGCCAUUGAGACCCAUGAGAUGCUGUAUCAAGUCACCAAGAAACACAACUUCCUCCCAGAGGCAUUCACCACUGAUUUCAGGGUACAUUGGGCUCAGCAUCCACUAAGACCUGAGUUUGCAGAGAGCACCUAUUUCCUAUACAAGGCUACCAAAGACCCCUACUACCUGGAGGUAGGCCGCACGGUGCUGGACAACCUGAACCGAUUUGCCCGGGUCCCCUGUGGCUUUGCUGCCAUGAAGGACGUUCGCACCGGGAGCCACGAGGACCGAAUGGACUCUUUCUUCUUGGCAGAGAUGUUCAAGUACCUGUUCCUUCUGUUUGCGGAAGAGGAAGAUCUGACGUUUAAUGUUGAGGAUUAUAUCUUCACCACCGAGGCACACCUUCUGCCCCUGUCCCUGUCCACUGUUCCUCACGCCCCCUCUCCUCCCGCCAACACCACGGUACAGGCUCCAUCUCUGCCUCAUCUCUCCGCCUAUGUCAAAUCUCUUUGGUCAGAGGAGGAGUUGGAUGACUCUAACUUUGAUUGGACCUGCCCCAACACACGCCUCCUUUUCCCCGACCCCGCCUUUCCACGGAACCUCCGAGAUCCAAUCAGGAGUGCUGUGGACAAGAGUUGUCCCCGUCCUGCCAUUCACCGUGAGCCGGGGAUGGGUCGCCCACCUCUGAGGGCUCAGGACUUCAUGGCCAACAACCCUGAUCACCUGGAGCUGCUGAGGAGGAUGGGAGUCAGCCUUAUACACCUUAAAGACGGCAGAGUGCAGCUGGUCCAACACGCUACACAGGCGGUCAGUGCUGUGGCAGCAGAGGACGGCAUGCGCUUCAUGCAGGAGAUGAUGGAGCUGUCCAGCCAGCAGCAGAAGGAGCAGCUCCCUCCGCGCGCUGUGCAGAUAGUCUCCCACCCCUUCUUCGGCAGAGUGGUGCUGACUUCUGGCCCAGCGCAGUUUGGCACAGACCUUUCCAAGAGCAUCACAGGGGUUCGUGGGUUUGUGACAGUGGCUGAACCCUACAGUGGCUGUGCGGAACUGAGCAACGCUGCCUUUGUACAGGGCCGCAUUGCUCUGCUGCAGCGGGGCCAAUGUAUGUUUGCUGAGAAGGCCAGACACAUCAUGAAGGCUGGGGCCAUCGGAGGCAUCGUCAUCGACGACAACGAGGGUAGCAGCAGUGACACUGCUCCCCUCUUCCAGAUGGCCGGCGACGGCCGCAACACAGACGACGUCACUUUGCCCCUCCUCUUCCUCUUCUACAAGGAAGGCAACAUCCUGUUGGAGGCUCUCAAGGAGUACAGGGAGGUGGAGGUGCUGCUGAGCGACAAGGCCAGAGACAGAGCAGCCUCUAUAUUCAAAGGUAAACCUCUCCCUGGCCUCCUGCUGGAAAGCAGGAUGGAUGUUCAGGAGGAGAAGGAAGAUUGUUCAACAGACCAAACUUCACCUGUCCCUGCUGCAACUCUCGACCAGUCACACGUGAGGACUAUGGAGCAGGAUGAAUUAGCUCCCCACAAUGAGGAAGUGACUCCUGAGGAAGAUGUGGGACCUGCCAUUAAGAGGAACCCUGAGCCAGAGGAGGAGCCUGAGGUUGACAAGGACUCUAGCAGAAAAUCAGUGGAAGCCAUGAUGGCUGAUUGGCGAGAGGACUUAGAAGCGUUUCAGCAGAUGGAGGAUGAGCUUUGACAACUUCCACAGUUCCCCCUCCUCCGGUCUGUCCCAGCCACCGUACAGGCCUGGGGUCAGUGGACUGCGCCUCAUAAAGGAUAAGGUUUUAAUGGGGAUAUGUUUUGAUAAGGAACGGUUACCAGGGUGGAAUACAGUGACUUCUAUAGCCCAGAUAUCUACUGUCUGGCAGUAUGAACCCCUGAUUAACUCUCACUAUUUUCUGGUCUUAACUUAUUUUCACACAUUGUCUUCCUCCAAAUGCUUUUCUAGGUCACUGACAUGUGGGAGCAGAUUCCAAAUGCUGGUUGAAUUAUAAUCCACUGGUUGAUUGGUUUAUUUAACUGUAAUGAUUAAUUGAUACGUUGUUGGAACAUUUACUAUUUUAUUUUGUGGGCCUAAUUUGUGGGGUCAAUAUUAAGCUACCUGACUGUGGGACUGCAGUGGCAAGGAGUCUAUAAAAAGCUGGUGCUGAGAAUCACUUAGCACUGGCACUCUCCAGGAAGAGACAAAGUUAUAUGUGACUGUAAAUAUGUAUUUGUCAGUUAUUUCGUUGGUUUGAAAUACAGUGCUGCUUUGCUCAGGUUCUGGUCGGUAUGAGAGAUGCCGGGUACUGGCUACCCAAGAGGGAAGACAGUACCACCAGCUGGCCAGCAGAGGGGAUCCUUGUUUGAGACCUCUUACUGGUCUGACUGGAACUUGAUGACAUACUGGAAGACCAAGGAAACAAAAAAGCCAACAACAUAAUGAACUUUAAUUAAAUUGAUAAGGAAAUUGAAAA
This is a messenger RNA of Salvelinus fontinalis (brook trout), 5314 nucleotides long. Its product is annotated as ER degradation-enhancing alpha-mannosidase-like protein 3. The record is from RefSeq and is a predicted model, not a curated record. Gene Ontology annotation, cellular component: membrane; endoplasmic reticulum. Gene Ontology annotation, biological process: endoplasmic reticulum mannose trimming; mannose trimming involved in glycoprotein ERAD pathway; carbohydrate metabolic process. Gene Ontology annotation, molecular function: mannosyl-oligosaccharide 1,2-alpha-mannosidase activity; calcium ion binding. The transcript is spliced from 21 exons. Bases 1825 to 4554 code for a protein of 909 amino acids. Lineage: Eukaryota; Metazoa; Chordata; Actinopteri; Salmoniformes; Salmonidae.